AUGCUGGCACGUCGUGCGCAGCUCUUUCGGACCAGGACAUCGACUGAGCAGGCGAAUCUGGAGACACCUGAGUUUCUAAGUGUGAGAAGCUUUCCGCCUUUGACAUGGGUGGUGGAGGACUUUGUGCAGGAGCUUCCAGAGGAGCACGCGCAUUCGUCCGAUCCAGCUACCGCCUGGCUUAGGUCUUACCUGUCUUUCGUCAAUGAUACUUCAGGUGAAGAGGUGCACAUUCUCUCCAAGCUGUACAGUAACGUGAAGGUGCAGACAUUGUUUCUGCCUGCGACUUCAAAGCCAGAGCUACAGGACCUAUCGAAACUUCAAUGGACCCAACUCACGUCAGAAUUCAAGAAGGAACUUGGAGAGCUGAAGACGCACGUCCUGGCGAACCUGCACGCUCGUUCCUUUGAAGGUGAACCUAUGACGGGCCGCACUUUGGAAAGAUCGCUGCGAUUCAUUGUGCAGGGUCUGCAGCGGGGCAUGUUCCACGAAUUGCCGUCAUUGUGGACAACCUGGACGCAGCAGGUCGCAGAGAUGUCGCUGCAGGAUGCGGAUACCUGGUUUUCGUCGCUGUUGUCCAGCAUUGACCACGGCGAGGACCCCAUUCCAGUGCGAGACUUCACCAACAAGGCAACGCUCUCUAGAGAGAUGGACUCUGCCGCAGAGUUGGCACUCUUGGCAUCUCUUGGCACGCUGCUGCCGGUCACAAGCACGACGGAUGUUUGGAGUGAAGUUGCAGCACGCAGAAGUCUCGAGGUGGAAGAUGCAAGAAGCAAGUCAGUUCAGCACCUGUCUGAGACAAAACCAUCUUGA
This is a messenger RNA of Symbiodinium natans, 810 nucleotides long. NCBI's taxonomy places the organism in Eukaryota, Dinophyceae, Suessiales, Symbiodiniaceae. The record is from the annotation of a GenBank genome assembly.